Molecule: messenger RNA, 2207 nt
Organism: Fusarium verticillioides 7600
Lineage: Eukaryota; Fungi; Ascomycota; Sordariomycetes; Hypocreales; Nectriaceae
Product: methyltransferase
Exons: 2
Coding region: 126-773 (215 amino acids)
Biological process (GO): rRNA (guanine-N7)-methylation
Cellular component (GO): nucleolus
Molecular function (GO): rRNA (guanine) methyltransferase activity
Source: RefSeq, a predicted model, not a curated record
CAACACCAGGAAAUCGGCGAUAAGGUGCAGCUACAGGCUCCACGACCGAUUCAUUUCUUACAAUUCGGUAUUCGAAGCUUGAGAUCUGAAAUAUCGUCAAAAAUCGUUGACUUACAGUCUUCAUCAUGUCUCGUCCUGAGGAUACCCUUGCCGCCGACGUCCACUAUGACGAUACCGAAGCGCGCAAAUACACCACAAGCUCUCGAAUCCAAAACAUUCAAGCGUCCAUGACCCGAAGAGCCCUAGAACUCCUCGAUCUCAAGUCACCAUCCCUCAUUCUCGACGUCGGCUGCGGCAGUGGUCUCUCCGGCGAGAUCCUCUCGUCAAUCGAGCCCGAAGAAGGCGGCCCUCACACAUGGAUCGGAAUGGACGUCUCACCAUCAAUGCUGGACAUUGCGCUACAGCGAGAUGUAGAGGGUGACCUCAUGCUAGCAGACAUCGGCCAGGGCGUGCCCUUUCGAGCAGGUACUUUCGACGCAGCGAUCAGCAUCUCCGCUAUCCAAUGGCUCUGCAGUGCCGAAACAAGCGAUACAUCACCCUUCGGCCGGCUAACCCGCUUCUUCAACGGCCUCUACGCAUCGCUCAAGCGCGGCGGUCGAGCAGUAUGUCAAUUCUACCCCAAGAACGAUGAGCAGCGCCACAUGAUCACCCAAGCCGCCGUAAAAGCCGGCUUUCGGCGCCGGUAUGCUCGAAGACGACCCUGGCACCAAGAACCAGAAGCUGUACCUCGUGCUUACCGUCGGAGGCGGCGAUAUUCAGAAGAAGGGCGGUGAUAUUACUGGCGUUGUUGAGGGUAUGGAGGGUGUGGAUGUUGAGGAUGCGAGACGGCAGAUCAAAGCGCAUGCUCCGAAUAUGUCAAAGGGUAGCAAGGCGUGGAUCGUCAAGAAGAAGGAGCAGAUGGAACGGAAGGGAAAGAUUGUCAAGGCGACGUCGAAGUACACUGGACGAAAGCGACGGAUACAGUUUUAGGCUUGCGGGCUGGUUUGGCAUUGUACGGCGUUGGGUGGGAAAAUCUUUCGUUCUAGACCUUUCAAUUUGACACGGAUACCCUUUGAAGCAUACAUCUCGGUCGUUGUAUAACCCACGGGGGCACAUUUUGGUGCCUGUAUCAAGAGUAGCCUGCUUCUUGAGUCGCCCUCAUCUUAGGCCGCUGGCCAGAAUGCCUCCUCCGCCUCCAGAACAUCAUGCCACUUCCCCUCAACCCUCUUGAACAGCUUCUCCUUAACAUCCUCACCCUUCUCCUCAACAAGCUUAUUAACAGCAUCAUCAAUGAUGCUUCCAAGCUCAUCCACAAACUCAACAAACUCCUUACACGUCCAGUUGUUGAUAAACUCCUUCCUCACAGCCCCACCAUCAGCAUCAUUACUCCCAUCAUCAUCGGAUAGCUGCGCCUUAGCCCACGACCAAGCAUCAAGGUAACACUUUUCCGUCCCCCAGUAAAUCACCGCAGCUUCAAGCCAAGGAAGCUCUUCCUUCUCAUUGGGAGCCACAGAAGCGUACAGAGCCUCCCAGCGUCGAAGACCUUCUAGCUUGGUACUCGAGGCAACACGGCCAUCGUCUCCAGUCUCGAGAUUAACAUUGAUCCCGUAUUGGGAUGCUGUGUUGAUAAAGAACUUUUCUUCUCGGCGGAUGUUGACGAGAGCUGCGACGAUCCAGUCUAGAAGCUUCGUUGUAGCUCCGGGAUCGACAUUAAGUUGCGCGGUAUCAGGAUACUCGAGAAAGCUGAGAAGACGACCUAGCCCACGACAGUAGCUGUGGAUGUAGAGACGAUCGUUUGCAAGCCAGCGGCCAAGAAGCCCUUUUGAUGCUUUGCCGUGACCUGCGAGUUUGAGGAACUCAGACUGGGUAGCUCGCUUAUAAGCUUGCUCGUCUGAGACGAGAAGCUGUUGGGUUAGAGAAUAAGACAUGAUAAUGAAUGAUGAGGUAUUUCCUCAGGAUGUUGAUGCGGAGAUGGCUUCAUGGUCUGACGAGAGCUUGGCAGGAAUUAUGUCAUUGUGAGAGGAUCGGUCUAAUGUUGUUCCAGCUGCAGGAUGUUGGUACUACAGGGUCCAAGUCGAGUCGGGUCUAUGUGAGAUCUGUAUGAAGCUACGAUGUACCAUCUUUGGUGUUUAUGAGAUUAGGUUAGUUUGUGUAUGGUUGCCCCUUGUGAGACAUUGCUCUGAACUUCAAUUGUACUAGUCCAGGAAUCUACUUGAGUCAAAAGGGAU